This is a messenger RNA of Elgaria multicarinata webbii, 1821 nucleotides long. It is a transcript of the gene PDIA6, whose product is annotated as protein disulfide isomerase family A member 6. Gene Ontology annotation, cellular component: endoplasmic reticulum lumen. Gene Ontology annotation, biological process: response to endoplasmic reticulum stress. The transcript is spliced from 13 exons. Lineage: Eukaryota; Metazoa; Chordata; Lepidosauria; Squamata; Anguidae. The coding region runs from base 70 to 1419 and encodes 449 amino acids. Gene Ontology annotation, molecular function: protein disulfide isomerase activity; protein-disulfide reductase activity. The record is from RefSeq and is a predicted model, not a curated record.
UGGGUAGAAUAGCGAGCGUGGGGGGUGCGAAGACCCAGAGAGUCUGCGGGAGGCUCGUAAGGCUGCAACAUGGGCGCUUUUGGCGGAGGACGCUUCUUGCUCGGAACUGUAAGCUGCACCCUCUUCCUGGCUGUUAACAGCUUAUAUUCUUCCAGUGAUGACGUUAUAGAUCUAACACCAACAAACUUCAAUAGGGAAGUCAUUCAGAGUGACAGUUUAUGGCUUGUAGAGUUCUAUGCACCAUGGUGUGGCCACUGCCAAAGACUGACCCCUGAAUGGAAGAAAGCUGCAACCGCACUGAAAGGUGCUGUGAAAGUGGGAGCAGUUGAUGCAGAUAAACACCAGUCCCUUGGUGGCCAGUAUGGUGUCAAAGGAUUUCCCACGAUCAAGAUAUUUGGUGCCAACAAGAACAAAGCAGAAGAUUAUCAAGGGGCCAGGACAAGCGACGCAAUCGUUGAUGCGGCUUUAGGUGCUCUCCGGUCACUGGUAAAAGAUCGCCUUAGUGGUAGAGGAGGUGGAUUUAAUUCUGGAAAACAGAGCAGCCGUGAAAGUGGAGGUUCAGGUAAAAAGGAUGUGAUCGAGCUGACAGACGACAACUUUGAGAAGAACGUCUUAAAUAGCGAUGACAUCUGGCUGGUUGAAUUUUACGCUCCUUGGUGUGGACAUUGCAAAAAUUUAGAGCCAGAAUGGGCAUCAGCUGCAACAGAAGUGAAGGAGCAAACCAAUGGAAGAGUUAAAUUGGCUGCUGUAGAUGCCACAGUGAACCAAGGUUUAGCAAGCCGAUACGGGAUCCGUGGAUUUCCUACAAUAAAGAUCUUCCAGAAGGGAGAGGACCCUGUUGAUUUUGAUGGUGGAAGGACAAAAUCAGAUAUUGUUGCUCGUGCUCUGGAUCUAUUUUCAGAUAACGCACCAGCACCUGAACUCCUAGAGAUUAUUAACGAAGAUGUCUUGAAGCAAACAUGUGAUGCUCACCAGCUCUGUAUCAUUUCUGUUUUGCCCCAUAUUCUUGACACAGGAGCUGCAGGUAGAAAUUCCUACUUGGAAGUCAUGUUGAAAAUGGCAGACAAAUACAAAAAGAAGAUGUGGGGGUGGCUGUGGACAGAGGCCGGAGCGCAGUCUGAUCUAGAAAAUUCCUUGGGAAUCGGAGGAUUUGGAUACCCCGCUAUGACAGCAGUUAAUGCUCGAAAGAUGAAGUUUGCACUCCUGAAAGGGUCUUUCAGCGAGCAGGGGAUUAACGACUUCCUUAGGGAACUCUCCGUUGGUCGUGGGUCUACAGCACCAGUAGGAGGAGGGUCUUUUGCAAAAAUUAACACUGUAGAGCCAUGGGAUGGCAAAGAUGGUGAGCUACCAGCUGAAGAGGAUAUUGAUCUCAGUGACAUAGAUCUUGAUGACUGGGAUGCUGGAAAAGAAGAAUUGUGAGAGCUUGAAGACAUUGUUUCUUGAGAGACUUUGGGCCGUAGUUUGACGGAACAAUGCUUUACAUCAUACGGACGUACCAGUGGCCUUUUUUGCUGAGAGAAAGAGAAGCCCUUAGUCCGCUGUUGGAAACACUACAAAUAGUGUGCCUCUCAAGAAAAAAACAUCUCUAAAAUUCUAUGAAUUUUUUUUUUGUAUUAAGUAAAAUUGAUUGUAUCCUGCGCAACAGAUACUUUGAGGAUGACACCGAUCUUUCAUUGAAAUAAUCCUAUUUUGGCUUUUGUCCAGCUGGUAUGUGGUGGUUGACAGUGACUUGAGACUUUUAUUGUAACUAGUUUUUAAACGUGACCUAUUUCCCCUCCCAAAAGCCUUUGUUUCAAUGAAAGAAUAAAACAAUAUUUUUGA